UGGCGUUAGAUCUCUAGUCCCUCAAGGCUCAAGUAGACAAGUCAUUCGACCUAGUAUUUGCUAGUGCUAGUAUGCCUAAACAAGUGGAUAACUAACGGAGUAACAGAUACAUAAAAUAAGUAGAAAGUGGGUAAAAAUUCCAGACAAACAGACUUAUCUAUCACAUUAUGGAACCCAGCGAAGAAGAUAUUCUUGAGGUUCGUCAAAAAGCCCUAGAAAAAGUCGAAUCACCCGAACAAGAUAUACAAGCCCAUCCAAAGGAUGUUGACAGACUAAAGAAUGAUAAAGAUUGGGUUCGCCGUUUUCUAUUACAUCAUGAUUUGGAUAAGGAAAAAGCAGUUAAUAUGAUCAUUGGAACAUUAAAAUGGCGAUCCAAAUUUGGAGCAAAUGAUAUAAGCCAUUCAAACAUUAAUCUUCAAAUUGUUUGUGCUGGUGGUAUGUUUCCUCAUUGUAAGGACAAAGAUGGGAAACCAUUAUUCAUUGUUAAAGUAAAAUCUAGUGUCAAAGGAGCUUAUAAAUCUGACGAAGUUCAUAAAGUCCUAGUUUAUUGGUUCGAUCGUCUCGAAAAGCAGCAGAAAGGGGACAAAAUUUCUGUGUUUUUUGAGAUGACAGGGGCUGGACUCAGCAACAUGGACAUGGAAUUUGUUCAGUAUUUAAUCAUGCUUUUUAGAGACUAUUACCCUUACUUUUUAAACUACAUUAUCAUAUUUGAAAUGUCAUGGAUCUUGAAUGCUGCUUGGAAAGUUAUCAAGGGUUGGAUGCCUGCAAAGUCUGUUAACAUGGUAAAAUUUGUAGGGAGAUCAGACCUCAAAGAUUUUGUCCCUGUUACAGAACAACUUGCAGAAUGGGGUGGGCCAGUAAAUUACCAUUUUGUAUUUGAGCCUGAAUUUUUACCUGCUGCUGGUCCUGUUAAUUUGAAUGGACAAUUUGAUGAUUCAAAAAAAAAGGUUCAUUUUGCUGAAGGCACAACUUCAAGUGAAACAUCUUCUGUCGAUUCUACCGAAACGGUUAAAAAACCGGUACCUGGUCAAUACCUUCAAUUAACGCCUGCCGAAGAGAUUGUUUUCAGACGUGAGGACGGAGAAACAACAGGCAUGUUGGUCAUGAACAACACUGCUGGUUGUAAUGUAGCUUACAAGAUUAAAACGACGUCCCCAGACAAGUACCGAGUCAGACCAAGCGCAGGAAUUAUUUGCACCGCUGGUUCACUGAAUGUCACUGUACACAUUCAGUCAGGUUAUUCAGCCUCCCAACUCGUCCGAGACAAGUUUCUAGUUAUGGCUUGCACGGUUGAAAGUGAUUCUCUAACCAAUUUACAGCUGACAGAAGUAUGGAAGAAAACGAAUGAAAACACAAUUCAGCAGCAUCGUUUACGUUGCUCCGUAGCCCCGAGUGAUGCCAAGGACGAUGAAUUUGCUGGCAACGCAUUAGGAUUGAAUAAUGCAACAGCUAAACUAUUACAAGAUAUAGCCCCGCAGCUAAAUAAAAUACUCGACGAACAAGAGAAUUUAAGAAGGCAGUUAAAAGACAUGAGAAUUCUCCUCUUUGUUUUGAUAAUAUUGUCAAUAGCCGUGCCUUUCUACUUCUUUAACAAUGAUUCAGGAGAUCAUCUAAGCUGUCGCGUCUAACUGCACCGUCUUAUAUAAUUUCGGAGCUACACACAACUUUUGUUUCUUCGGUAUAGAUAUUUUAAGAGUUGUUUACUUCCUCCAUAAUAGAUUACUGAUGCAAAAUUCCUCCAUAUUUUUUUCAUGAUUUAUUGCAACUUUAUACUUAAACGAUAAAAAGUCUAUUUUACUUGUAUGCUCUAUGAAGAGCAUUUUCCAUUUUUCAUUAUACAGGGACCGGUAUGUUAUUUUGCAAAGAUUUAUUCUUAAAUACAUUUGCACGGGUUAUAAAUAUUAAA
Daphnia pulex (common water flea) is the source of this 1906-nucleotide messenger RNA. RefSeq names its product motile sperm domain-containing protein 2-like. The transcript is spliced from 12 exons. Bases 168 to 1628 code for a protein of 486 amino acids. Lineage: Eukaryota; Metazoa; Arthropoda; Branchiopoda; Diplostraca; Daphniidae. The record is from RefSeq and is a predicted model, not a curated record.